This is a messenger RNA of Branchiostoma floridae (Florida lancelet), 2149 nucleotides long. RefSeq lists its product as uncharacterized. The transcript is spliced from 4 exons. Bases 296 to 2143 code for a protein of 615 amino acids. The record is from RefSeq and is a predicted model, not a curated record. NCBI's taxonomy places the organism in Eukaryota, Metazoa, Chordata, Leptocardii, Amphioxiformes, Branchiostomatidae.
CGGGUAUCACUUGCAGCUGGGAAGGGGAUGCAACUCGCUCGACACUCCCCAAACUUCCGCUCUCCGGUUUGUGAAUCCCUCUAUUCGUCAGUUCCCAACAAUCGUAGCUCCUAGCUGCCGGAUUGAAGGCACAUCUCCUCUUCCUGUCUCUAGAAGGACUAUCGGGGUACAAAAUAGUGCCAAAAUUGGUUGAUUUUGGGCGGAAUUUUGCGGCUGUGGCCGGGCGAUUUCCGGGUUAGUGCCGCUGGGAAUUGUGGGAAGCUAACCCAUAAUAGUCUCGACGUGACGUCUGAAGAUGGCUGACAGGAAGGAGUCGGGCGACUUUUCUCUGGUUCCACCCAGCAUUUAUCCCGAAAACACAGGUAAAGAACUUCCAGUGCAGCUCAACAACCUUAUGACUACUGACAGAGAAGUACCAAGUGACGUGUCUAUGAACCAGCUACCUGGCAUUGUGGAUGAAGUUGAAGCAAAACUAACUUUCCAUGGAGAUGAAGGUGAAGUACCCAAAAUUGCAGUCAACUCCUGGACUUGGCCUGCUAUAGGUGUAAAAGAAGAUUCUCCUUUUGGCAACAUUCACCAUGGAGCAGACACUUUUAGCAGAAUGACAGAUAGCCAUGCAAACUCAAUUGUACCGGAUAACUCUACCAAAUCUUUGGACAUAACAGACAACCAGGAUCUUAACGCUGGAACUUUGGAUCUAAAAGAUUUAUGCUCUAGACUUGUUGCUGGCAGGGAAGAAAGAAAGGAUCUGUGCAGGAAGAGAGGACUUGAUAACAGCACAGAAAAUUUAUUGGAACUAGAACCAAAGAAGAUUAAGCAUGGCAGUCAAACUACAGAAGAUAGUUCCUGUGAAGUUGAGACUCAAGGCAUGGUAGGGCUACAUCAGAGGAUCUUGGUGACAAAGGAAGGUGGACAAGAUCAUGAUGAUACCGGCACUGUUAGCUUUUCUCUAGCCAACGACCAACAAGGUAAUACUCAAAUUCAUAAUGUUAUUGAUGAUGGAUCAGAAUCCAGGAAGGAAGAGUCCAGACCCAAUUCUGAAGAUGGGGAGAACUGCAAUUGUAAAUAUGAAGUAACAAAAACAACUUGUAUUCAAAACAGGCCUAAAGAAGAGACAAGAAUGGAUCUCACAGUAGUAGAGGCAGACAGACAUGUACCUGUAUCUGCCAAUGAGAAAGAAAAUGUGGAUACUGAGGACAGUGGAGAAAUGUCAGACAAGAUCAAUGAGCCAUGCUUACAAGAGGGUGAGGCACCUAACUCAGCUGGACAACUGGCAAAGAUAUCAUGUACAGCAAAAUCAUCAUCAAAUACAACUCAGUAUGAGAGUGGCCUCCAGUUGCCAUGUGGCAUAGGUGAGCAGGCAUAUGGCAUCAAUGUUGGACCUUGUAACUACAGUAGAAUUACUGUAAGGAAAGCUACAACCCAGAUCAAAGAAGGGGAGUGUAAGAUAGUAAAUGGUAUGACAGGCAUAUUUGAUGCUGAUGAAACAUAUGAAGACAAAUCAAUCGCUGUGGUCCCUGUCCAGCCAGAAAGGACAGGUCAUAUUCAGGAUGACAAUGACGGUACCACUGCUGAUGAAGAUGACAUGUUUGUUUCCUGUGAUGAGGAUGUAGAGACCAACAGUGUCAGCAGGGAUCCUCAGCAUCUACUGAUCAGUGAGAAAGAUGUUAAAAGAAGAGAUGAAGAAGUUAAGGAGGGUGACAUUUUGAUUACAAACAACAACAAUUUCCAGGAUUCAGAGUUAAACAUGUCAGAAGACAAGGCUUCAGGAACAGUGCUGAAUAAGGCUAUGAGUAUGACUAAUAAUAUAGCAAAUGCAGAGGACAUUAAUGGGUUAGAGGAGUUCUCAUGUGACAAUGGAACAAAAAGGUCAAUGACAACAACUGAAAGCUAUUUCUUUAAGAUGUUGGUGGGGCAUGGCAGCAGAAACAUUGUUGGAUUUCAAGAGGAAAAGAGAGUAAGUCCUGGAGUUGAAAGUAAAUCCUUGUCUGACCAGGCAAAAUUUCCUGAUGAAUGUUUGUUGAAUACAGACAUGAAAAGGGACUGCUUGACACUCAAUAGUGAUGAGAAGGUAUUUGAUGUAAACAGUUCUUCUGAGAACAUACUCGGAUAUCAUAGACCAUCUCCUUUGUAUGGUAAUUGAAGAAGU